GGAUGUGCAUCACAUUUUGGUGCGGGAUGUUCUUGCUGAUGGUCAGCAAGUCAGACAGUCCGGGGCUGGGUUUUUCUCUCCUACGUAGAGUCGGGGACUGCCGCUGAAAAAAAAGAACAAUUUUCAAGUAUGACGAGACAAAGACAGUAAUGGAACACUGAUAUACUGUACAAUGAUUUAAGUCAUUUUGGCGACCCACCAUGGCGAUAAGGGAGCUCAAAGUUUGUCUUUUAGGGGACACUGGUGUGGGCAAAUCCAGCAUUGUAUGUCGUUUCGUCCAGGAUCACUUUGACCACAACAUCAGCCCCACGAUAGGAGCCUCAUUCCUGACCAAGACCGUGCCGUCCGGGAGUGAGCUGCACAAAUUUCUGAUCUGGGACACGGCGGGACAGGAGCGGUUCCACUCAUUAGCUCCAAUGUACUACAGAGGAUCGGCUGCUGCUGUCAUCGUCUAUGACAUCACUAAACUGGACUCUUUCCAGACAUUGAAGAAGUGGGUGAAAGAGCUAAAAGAACACGGGCCCGAGGACAUCGUUGUCGCCAUUGCAGGGAACAAGAAUGACCUAGGAGACAUCAGGGAAGUCCCCAUGAAGGAGGCCAAGGAGUUCGCCGAAUCCAUCGCCGCCAUCUUCAUCGAGACCAGCGCCAGGAAUGCCGUCAAUGUGGAGGAACUCUUCCAGAAGAUCAGCAAACAGAUCCCACCGCUGGACAACCCCGACGUGGAAAGUACGGAGUCGUUCAAACUGACCCGACAGCCUGCUGCGUCCACCAGGAGGUGCUGCUAGUACAGCAACAAACUGUCAAGGUCACAAGCCGCAAUGCAGAACGUCAUUGUGCUUAGUGCCUCAUGUCUUAAAAAGUAUUAGGGCCACUAUGAAAA
Molecule: messenger RNA, 880 nt
Organism: Hippocampus comes (tiger tail seahorse)
Lineage: Eukaryota; Metazoa; Chordata; Actinopteri; Syngnathiformes; Syngnathidae
Gene: rab31
Product: RAB31, member RAS oncogene family
Exons: 7
Coding region: 201-785 (194 amino acids)
Molecular function (GO): GTP binding; GTPase activity
Source: RefSeq, a predicted model, not a curated record